Molecule: messenger RNA, 1403 nt
Organism: Cladocopium goreaui
Lineage: Eukaryota; Dinophyceae; Suessiales; Symbiodiniaceae
Source: the annotation of a GenBank genome assembly
GGCGAUUCCACCGGGUUUCCAACGGUGCCGUUGGCACAUCAGUCGGGCUUCGUAGAAAGAUGGCUGCCGAGAAUCCUGGCACCGCUGCAAAGGAAGCACACGACCAGAAGGUGGCAUGGUUCAAGGAGUACUUGUACAACAACAGGGAAGAAUGGGAGCGAAAGAUCGAACUUCGCCUUGCAAAUGGAGAUCUGCGCAUUCCCUUGGAGCUGAAGUCGCUGCAGAGCGCCCAGCCGGGCUUAGAGAAGAAAGUGCUUCAGGAUCCUGUGAAGUAUUUGCCCGCCUAUGAGGAGGGUCUCUUGGGAUUUCUGGCAGACACAGCGCCCAAGGCACUGAAGAGCCUGAAACAAGCCUUGCGCCUGGAUCUGCAGGGGGCCUUCGGGCGCAACCACGUCACCCCUCGUGGCAUGACGGCCGAGUACACCGGUCAACUGAUGUGCGUUGAGGGCUUAGUCACGCGCUGCUUGGUGACGAAGCCAAAGCUCUUGUAUUCCAUGCACGUCCGCAAGGAUGUGGACGACAACUAUGUGGAACAGCGCGACCACAGAGAUACCACCAGUUUAGUGGUCACGUCCAGAAGCGCUGCCGGCUUUCCAAAGCAGGACAGCGACAAGAACGACUUGCAGAUGGACGUGGCCUUCAGCGUUUAUAAGGACUCGCAGCAUUUCACCAUCCAAGAAACGCCAGAUACGGCGCCACCGGGGCAGAUUCCCAGGAGCAUCAAAGUGAUCUGUGAUGGCGACCUUUGUGACAAGGCCAAACCUGGAGACCGAGUCCAGGUGAUUGGGAUCUAUCGAUCCUUUCCACCGCCUUUGCAGGACUUCACCGACGGAGUCUUCCCGGCAAAGUUGGUGGCCACAGACAUCAAGCCGGUGAAAGAACUCACAGAGCCCAACUUUACGCCCGAAGAUAUCAACAACAUCCAAAAGAUUGCGGAGCGAGAGGACACCUUCCAGCUCUUGGCACGCUCCUUUGCGCCCUCCAUUUGUGGACAUGAGCGCGUGAAAGCUGGUUUGUUGCUCCAGAUGCUUGGUGGUGUUGAAAAGAACCUGUCGAAUGGCACGCAUUUGCGCGGAGACAUCAAUGUCUUGUUGGUGGGCGACCCAUCCUGUGGGAAGAGUCAGAUGCUUCGCUUCGUCAUGAACACCGCUCCACUGGCCAUCAGUACCACUGGUCGGGGCUCCAGUGGUGUUGGCCUCACUGCGGCCAUGAUCCGGGACGCAGGAUCUCGAGAGUUUCACUUGGAGGCGGGCGCGAUGGUCUUGGCAGAUCGUGGGGUCAUUUGCAUCGACGAGUUUGACAAGAUGAACCAAGUGGAUCGCGUGGCCAUCCACGAAGCCAUGGAACAACAAUGCGUGACCAUCGCCAAGGCCGGGAUGCACGUGACUCUGAAUGCGAGGUGC